AUGACCAUCUCCGGGAACCAUGUGGAGAUGAUCGACUUCUAUGUCCUUAAUUCUCCCCAAGCCCCCCUCAUUCUGGGCCGACCAUGGCUGGAGCUCCACAUUCCCCAUGUCAGCUAUGGUGAGGGGCGCAUCCUCAGCUGGAGUACGGCCUGCUAUGCGCGGUGUCUCCGUGCUGCUCAUACCCCGUCGUCACCACCCCAGCCCCCUCCAGCUCCCCCAGACCUCUCCUCCGUGCCAGAGGUCUACCACGACUUGGGAGAGGCCUUCAGUAAAGAGCGUGCACGCACCCUGCCCCCGCACCGGCCCUAUGACUGUGCCAUUGAGCUCCGCCCUGGCAGCAAACACCCGGUCAGCCGCCUGUACAACCUUGCCCCUCCAGAGAAGGCCGCCAUGGAUGAGUACAUCUCCGAGAGCCUGGCCGAGGGGCUUAUCCGACCUUCUCACUCCCCGGUGGCAGCGGGAUUUUUCUUUGUGAAGAAGAAGGAUGGGUCCCUCAGGCCAUGCAUUGACUACCGUGAGCUCAACGCCAUCACCAUCCGGAACACCUACCCUCUCCCCCUCAUGAGCUCCAACUUCGAGCCCCUCCUCGGGGCCACGGUGUUCACUAAGUUGGACCUACGGAACGCAUACCAUCUGGUCCGGAUCCGUGAGGGGGACGAAUGGAAGACGGCUUUCAAGACCCCCCGUGGCCACUAUGAAUACCGAGUGAUGCCCUUCGGCCUAACCAACGCCCCCUCGGUUUUCCAGGCCCUGAUGAAUGACGUGCUGAGGGAUAUGUUGGACAUCUUUGUGGUCCUGUACCUGGAUGACAUCCUGGUGUUCUCCAGAGACUCUGAGGAACACGUCCAGCAUGUCCGCCUCGUCAUCCAGCGUCUCUUGGAGAACCGACUGUUUAUUAAGGCUGAGAAAUGCAUCUUCCAGCGACUCCACCGGCCGGAGGCUGAUGCUUCGGUCCCGUCUGUCCAGGCUCACAUCCGUCGGUGUCGGCGGGUUUGGGCCUCGGUGCGCUCGGCUCUGCUCCGUGCUACAUCGCGGGCCGCUCGGGGUGCCAACCGGUGCCGCUCCCCUGCACCUGAGUACCAGGCCGGCCAGCAGGUUUGGUUGUCCACUGCUGACCUCCCCCUCCACGUCCCCUCCCGGAAGCUGGCGCCCAGGUUCAUCGGUCCCUAUGUCAUCGACCGGGUGAUCAACCCUGCGGCUGUCCGGCUGGUCCUCCCCCACUCCCUUCGGCGUGUCCACCCGGUGUUCCACGUCUCCCGGGUCAAGCCCGUCGUCACAAAUGCUCUUGUGCCGCCGGCUCCUGCUCCGCCCCCUCCUCAGCUGGUGGAUGGUCACCCUCAGUGGGCGGUUCGGCGGCUCCUUCGGGCCCGGCGCCAGGGCCGGGGGUUCCAGUACCUGGUUGACUGGGAGGGGUAUGGGCCUGAGGAACGGAGCUGGGUUCCCAGGUCGCAGAUCAUGUCCCCUGCCCUCCUCCGGGACUUCUACAGGGCCCACCCUGAUGCCCCGGGUGGGCCCCGGAUGGCCGCACCUGGAGCCACUCCCAGCACCUCAGCUCGCUCCCAGCGGGCACUCCUCAGACACAGCUGCAACAGAUCUCCCCUCUCCAGCAGUGAUCCGGCUUGCCUGCCCGUCAACCAGCCCAGUCACCUCACCUGCUCUUCACCUCCAGCUCACCCAGCCUUUUCCCCCCACAUCACCCUACUAAUAAAACCCUGA
This is a messenger RNA of Centropristis striata (black sea bass), 1716 nucleotides long. RefSeq lists its product as uncharacterized. The record is from RefSeq and is a predicted model, not a curated record. NCBI's taxonomy places the organism in Eukaryota, Metazoa, Chordata, Actinopteri, Perciformes, Serranidae. Bases 1 to 1716 code for a protein of 571 amino acids. The transcript is spliced from 4 exons.